AUGGCGCCCCCAACUACUGAUUGGAUUCAAAUGCAAGAUCGUUUCUAUCGGAAACAAGAAAUAUAUACGAUGCUUUGGAAACAUAUGGACCUUUCAAAAUAUAUGAUUGCAGGAGCUUCAUAUGGUGGCCCAAUUGGUAGAGAAUCUAUAUUUGGUUUUAUUCCAAUGAUUCGUGAUGAUAAAAAGGUUUUGACGUUACAAAAACAACAGCCAGUGAAGCCUACCAUUUAUCUUUAUACUUCUGCAGGAAAAUUGAUGGAACAAUUACAGUGGGACAAAGGUCGAAUUAUAACAAUGGGUUGGUCCGAAUCAGAAAAGCUUGUUGUUGUUUUGGAAGAUGGUACAAUUAGGUUAUAUGACAUCAACGGAGAAUAUACUCAACUUUCCCUUGUUAAAGAAGCAAAAGAAUAUUCAGUUAUUGAUUGUCAGAUAUGGGGAACUGGGUUGGUGGCUUUAACUGGAAAUUUUAAAUUAAUAGUUCUUACCAACUUUGAGGAACCUAGACCCCACCUUAUGGCAGACCCAGGUCUAAACGAUCCACCACAUAGCUGGACGGUAAUUCCACCCCAAUAUACACUUAGCCGUCAUGUAGAAGUAUUAUUAGCAACCGGUUCUACAAUUUUGACUGUUGACACUAAAGAAUCCCAAGAUCAACUGCUUCAACAAGGACCGUUUACUAAAAUGGCAGUAUCACCGAACGGAAAGUUUCUUGCUCUUUUUACUGCUGACGGUAAACUCUGGGUAGUAUCGACUGAUUUUAAUAAAAAUCUUUCGGAAUUUACUACAAAUUCUAAAGCUCCACCUCAACAACUAAUUUGGUGUGGGACUGAUUCUGUUGUAUUAUAUUGGGAUAAGAUUGUGUUAAUGGUCGGUCCAUUCGGUGAUUACAUAAAAUAUUCAUACGAUGAUACUAUUUAUUUGGUUCCUGAAAUUGAUGGUGUGCGCAUCAUAAGCAGUGACAAAUGUGAAUUCUUGCAAAAAGUUCCAAAUGUCACCGAAGAAAUUUUCAAAAUCGGUUCAACUGCACCAGCAGCCAUGUUAUUCGAUGCUUUAGAAAACUUUGAAAAACGAAGUCCAAAAGCAGAUGAAAAUAUACGAAGUAUUCGACCAGAUCUUGCAGAUGCAGUUGAUGCUUGUACGGAAGCAGCUGGACACGAAUUUAACCAGUAUUGGCAGCGUAAUUUACUCAAGGCUGCCGCGUUUGGUAAAGCGUUUUUGGAAUCGUAUAAUGCUGAUAACUUUGUGAAUAUGUGUCAGACUUUAAGAGUACUAAAUUCUAUCAAAAAAUCGACCGAAGACGAAGAAACUAUUUGUCGUAUGAUUGCGGAUAAAUUAGCCAAUAAGCCCGGUCUUUCUUAUAAAGACAUUGCUGAUACUGCGUAUAAAGUUGGGCAGCCAAAAUUAGCAACAAAGUUACUUGAUUAUGAGCCGCGUGCAGCCGAUCAAGUACCUUUGCUCAUGAGAGUGCAGGAAGAUGAAUUGGCAUUGAUAAAGGCUAUUGAGAGUGGUGAUACAGAUUUAGUAUAUUUGGUAAUGCUUCAUCUUAAAAGGAAGCUUCCACUUCCUGAAUUUUUCCGAAUAAUUAAUAAUAAGCCUAUGGCUUGUAAUUUGCUUGAAGUAUAUUGUAAACAACAAGACUUGAAACUUUUAACGGAUUUUUAUUAUCAAGAUGAUCGAAGAGUUGAGAGUGCAAACAUUACAAUAUUAGAGAGUUAUGAGCAAAAGGAUUUGAAUGAAAGGAUUAAUAAGUUAAAGGUAGCAUCAAGUCGGUACCAAGAAGAUAAAGAACAUGCAUUCGAAGCGAAGGCGAUUGACGAAUAUAUCAAAUUGUUGCACACUCAAUCUCAGUUAGAAAAGGAAAUACCACAUCAACAAUUAGUAGGAUUAUCUUUGAACGAUACAGUUCACAAAUGCAUUACUACUAAUCAUUCUAACAAAGCAAAUAAACUUAAGUCAGACUUCAAAAUUCCGGAUAAAAGAUUUUGGUGGAUCAAAUUAAAAGCUUUGGUGGAGAUGAGAGAUUGGGAUGAAUUAGAUCCUAUGCAACACAGAGAAGCUGCAAAAUACAUCCAAAAAUGUGAUCCCGCCGUAAGACCAGGUUUAUUUAUUAAAAUAGGUGAUUUCAAAGCGGCGGGUCAAGAAGCACUUGCAUUAAAAGAUAUUCAAUUAUUGAGAGAAAUUCAAAGUAAAUGUACGAAUCAUAUAAUUGCACAAGAAUUAGAUUCUUACAUUGCACAAUUAAGUUCCAGAUAG
Funneliformis geosporum is the source of this 2253-nucleotide messenger RNA. NCBI's taxonomy places the organism in Eukaryota, Fungi, Glomeromycota, Glomeromycetes, Glomerales, Glomeraceae. The record is from the annotation of a GenBank genome assembly.